AUGCCCCGCGGCCGCGGCAGAAGCGUGAACUUUGACCGCGGCCUUCGGCGCCCAAAUGAUCUUUCGACGGCGCUGAAAGCAUGCUCCUUGGGCGUUGUAAGCUGCCUCGGGCGAUGCUGGGAGCUUUGGUCACCUCGAUCCUUUGCGACGCCCGCAGCUCCGACGAUCUCCAGAGAGGAGUUUCACUCCAAACAUUUGCGGGCAUGGACCUCGAAGCGCAAGGAGUUCGAGAUCCUGUUGGCCAGGCUGCAACAUCCACGCGUUCGUGAUGUCGUGUGGUCAGUGUUGGCACCAGGUCUUUGUUGCGAUGCCGACGUAGAGUGCGGCCGUGAAGUGUUCACUGAUGGCGCGAUGGAGGAUCUGCUUGGAGACGUGUCGCAGGACCUGCUGGCUCUGGAUGAGGAUCCCGAGCCGCUCAUCGCCUGGCUCGGCUCCCAUGGCCGAUCUGGGACGCGCUUCGUCGGCCACUACUACGAGUCUCUUAUGCACUUUGCCUUUGCGGAGUUGGCCAAAGUGCCUGUGGCACUGUACAGUGAGCCCAUACCGAAGGAGAAGAAGCGGUCCAAUGAGAGCACAGCGGGCGCACCCGGUGCCAUCGUGAGGCGCUUCAAGCCUCCGCUGAAAAGCUCGUGGGAUGUGGAUUUCUUCUGCAGCGUCCACGAAGCAGCUUUUCUUCAAGGUGGCCAGCUCCGAAUCAGCUUCAAGGUCAAGCGCGGUCGGUCCAGAGCUCUGCCUUUGCCAGAUCAUGCUACCCUGACCUCCAACGGUGGUCUUCACAAAGCAGUACAUUGCUACAGCCCGAGAGCACCUCCAGACAGCGGCAUGAUGGACGGAGAGGUAUUCUUCGAGGACGUUCCAGUUUCCGAUGACUUGGAGUUCACUUAUGCUCCGGGCUUCUCGGCCGUCCCACUGCGGCCAACGAAGACACGGGAGCCAAUCCAGGGCGAGGUCGACUACAUCCUGCAGCCGGAUUUGAGUUCACCACGGUUUUUGCAUCUCGAAGUUGCGGUCAAGUUCUACCUGGCAUCAAAAGAAGAGGUUGCAACAUGGGAUGACUUCAUCGCACCCAACCCACGAGAUAUCUUGGGGUUGAAGUUGCGCCACAUGCUUUCACACCAACUCAAGAUGGGGCAGACGGACCACAUCCGAAAUCUCCUUGCAGCUCGCACGGCUGCUGCUGGUCAGAGUGUGUCCGAGGGAGCAGCGCGGUUAGGGCGCAAGCGCACGACCCAGAGCCGCCUCUGGAUGAAUGGUCGGCUCUUUUUGGCCGUCACAGAGCCAUUGGAUGAAUCCAGCGAACGUCAAGAAAGCUGGCAUUCGCAGAUCCCCAUGCUCAGUCCGAAUCUUGAGGUUGGAUGGUGGUGCCGCUUUCGGGAUCUCGAUCGGGUUCUGCCGGCAGCUUUCCGGUAUCUGGUCUUGAAGAAGCCCUACUGGCUUGCGCCACUACGGGGUUCCGGAGUGAGGCAUGUGGAUCACGGCCGGCUGCGGACCCGCAGUGAGCUUCUGAAAGAAGCGAAGGCAUGGAAUCGCUUCCAGUACGUCGCUGUGUUGUCUGCAGAUGCAAGCAGCUUCGAGGAGCUCUGCCGAGGCUUCGUGGUCCCGGACACGUGGCCGGAAACUAAGCGAGAGAGAAGGCCGAGGAGUCCUGCGAGCUCGCCAUCUAGCGCAGCCGGAAGCAGUCAAGAUCGAGAUCCAGCUUGA
Symbiodinium sp. CCMP2592 is the source of this 1701-nucleotide messenger RNA. The record is from the annotation of a GenBank genome assembly. NCBI's taxonomy places the organism in Eukaryota, Dinophyceae, Suessiales, Symbiodiniaceae.